Messenger RNA from Aspergillus welwitschiae, 288 nucleotides. RefSeq lists its product as uncharacterized. Bases 1 to 288 code for a protein of 95 amino acids. Lineage: Eukaryota; Fungi; Ascomycota; Eurotiomycetes; Eurotiales; Aspergillaceae. The record is from RefSeq and is a predicted model, not a curated record. The transcript has 2 exons.
AUGGAUCAACUUGCUGAUUUCCUGCUCAGUGCGCACUGGCAGCAAACGGGCCAGAACACGUACUUUUGCGAUGAUCCGGGAUUGGACACUAUCAGGAUAAAAGUUGCCGAGCAACUCCCUUCCCAGUUGAAGGGUUGCGGGCUGCAGGCGUGGAAAAUUAAGGGAACAAUAAAGAUGGUCGAGCCAAAGGGAUUUAUUCAAUCAGUGUCGGGAGAAGGCGCUAUUGUUGGCGGCCAGAGCUCGUUUUAUUUCAUUUUGGCCAUUCCAAAUCAUCCAAUUUCCACAUAA